Trypanosoma theileri is the source of this 1533-nucleotide messenger RNA. Its product is annotated as mitochondrial guide RNA binding complex subunit 2. The coding region runs from base 1 to 1533 and encodes 510 amino acids. The transcript has a single exon. The record is from RefSeq and is a predicted model, not a curated record. NCBI's taxonomy places the organism in Eukaryota, Euglenozoa, Kinetoplastea, Trypanosomatida, Trypanosomatidae.
AUGUUGCGUAUUCGUCAUCGUGCCCUCUUUAUAGCCGCCGGUAGCCCCAGCUGUAUGCUGUCUCCCUUAUCCACAUCCACUUCAUCUUCCUCCUCCUCUUCUUCUUCCCAUUAUUCUUCUCUGCACACAUUUGGCUCCCCGCUGUGGUGUGGACGUCGACAUCAGGCCACGACUCCCACGCCCGGUGGUGAUUUCUCGCACAUCACGCACAACACCGUGUGGGGUCUGUGGAAUGAGGGGAAUCUCUUCUCCCUCUCGGUGCCGGAGCUCGCCUUUUUCCUGCAGGAGCACUGCCGCGUCACCGGCGUGGACCCGCGGGCCCGCAAGAGUGCGUUGGUGCGGCAGGUGGAGGAGAUCCUCGCGGCGGAGCAGGCGAACACGACCGUCCCGCAGGAGGACAAUCCGCACGCCGUCGUCAUCACAGACUACGACCGCGCGGAGGAGACACUCGAGGAGGCGGAUGAAUACGGCGACUGGGGCGCAGAGCCGGGAUUUGAGGAGCGACGGCCGCUGGACUUUAUGGAGUUAAGCCCAGGGAGGAUGGGAGAACGGUAUGAUCCACUGAUUCCACGAGCCUUUCAGUUAAUGCACAGUGAUACCACCUGUGAUGUUGGUAUUGCAAGUAUUAAUCCAAGUAAACUGCCGGGUCAGAGUAAAGUUAAAAGCGCUCUCACUCCACUGGAUGUGAGCCCAAAUGAAGCCAAUAAAUUACAUUUUCGAAGUGCUUUUGAAUGGUGUCUUAUGAAUAUUUGGAAUAUGAAUAUGCCAGGAGAACUUAAUAUUGGAGCUGGAAAGGCACUUUACUACCGACAUGUGGCUAAACAAAAUCGUAAUGUUAUGCCAUUGUGGACUCUUCAACGUCAUCUCUACGCACAACACCCAUAUGCGUGGUUCGCUAUCGCAAGUGAAUCUAAUGUCGCGGCGAUGGAAGCUCUUGCGGCUAAUCUUGGUAUGAGUCUCGUUCAGGAACCAACCACAAGUUAUAAAGUGAACAUAAGACGCAUGGGAGAAUUAUUUGAUUGUGAACUUAAUGGACAAAUGAAGUGUACCAUGUUAAAUAAACCUUGGGAUCGUUUCCUUGUUUCUCACUAUGUACGUAGUAAAAUGCCAGAUCUACGAUAUGUUGUGCGUGCUCGACAUCCUAUUAAAAAACGUGUUUCCGAUGCCUACUUGGAGGCGGAUAUUCUGCGCAGCACCCGUGACUCUGUACAGUCUGUGCUUUCGCCUGAAUUAGGCGAUGUUAUUUACUGUUGUGAGCGUGUGAUUCGCAAGUGGGCGGUACGCACAGCGACUGGCGUGACGCUGCAGCUGGUGGAGACCAAACGAACACCGCUGAUCAUCACAAAGGCCGGUGAUGAGGGAGAACGUCUGGAGUAUGAGUGGAUUGUGCCUUUACCGCAGCAGGCCGAACGCGUGGAUGUCGCCGCUCUCACGGAUGAGUUGUGGGAAUAUGGAAAUAAACUCGCACAGGCAUUGGAGGAGGGAAUGGAGGAACUCAUGGCGCACACAAUGACCUCUGUGGCCUCAUACUAA